Amoebophrya sp. A25 is the source of this 4664-nucleotide messenger RNA. Lineage: Eukaryota; Dinophyceae; Syndiniales; Amoebophryaceae. The record is from the annotation of a GenBank genome assembly.
UCUGGAAAAACACAAGCACUGAGAUCGAGCCAAAUAGCAACUCGAGUACCGAAAAUGGAACUGGGCAAAGCGUUGACGCCAUCCUCUUCACCAUUGUUGUCAGCAGCAUCAUUGACCACACCAUCAACAUCAUCGUCUUCCUCCGCUUUCGUCUGCCGUCUGUGUGCCGGGACAAGCAAGGAGAGUUAUGACGCGGAUGUUCAGUUCGACAGGUCAAGAAGAAUAUAUUUUUGGAUAUCGAUAGUAUUUGAGAAGUUUUGAUCUUCUGCUCUUUCUGUUUCUUAUAUUAGAAAGGCUAGUAGUAGUCGUAGCGGUAGUAGGACUAGGAGCAGGAGUAGUGCUAGGAGUAGCAGAGGAGGAGUAGGAAUAGCAGUAGUAGUAGUCGCAGUCGUAGUCUUCUCUAGACUAAGACACAGACGGUCGCGAUUGUCGCAUGUGCAUGCCAGUGGCGGUGGUUGACGACGCGAAAAACAAACGGACAGCGGUUUUAGAUCGUGCCCACUGGCAUGAGUUCGCGGAGCUCGUUAUGAAGAGGAACAGAAAAGAAAAUGGUUACUUCUUCAGUUAAAGGACUUGUCUAGUUGUAUGAGCAGCAGUUGGUAAGUAGUACGGGCCUUUGCACUAACAAGGGACUGCUGUAGCACACUAAGAGUUUUGUGUUGACAGGGCGUGAGGUUAAAAGGGUAACCAUUUUCUCUCCUCCAUAGUCGCGGCAAGAUCGUUCAAGUGUGAAAAUUAUGGCUGGCUACCAAGUUCAAUUUCCACACACUCCUCCCCUGUGCAACACAGUUUUACUUACCCCUAGAAUGGGUAAACGACUACUACUACUACUACUCCUACUAGUAGCGCGCCACUUCACAGACAGCCCUGACUCAAAGUCGCAAUGGCUGAAUUUCCGGCUUCUACGGUGAAAUCAUUGUGGCUCUAAUACCAGACCGCGCAGAAAUAUGAGCUUCUAGUCCUCCUACUAUUCCACACGGGCAGCAACGCGAUUGACAUUCUGCGGGUACUCAUCCUGACUAGUAAAGCUUAAUACCUAUCUCAAUAACAAGACAUGAUUGUCCUAUGGCCUUCUUCUUAUAGACUUUCGCUUAUAGAAUAUCUAUCCGAAUCCCCUGCUUGAAGAAAGAGUCUCUAGGCUGCCAUAGCUUGACAAGCAAACGAACACGUUCAGGCCUCUCAGCAGCACGGGCAUCACCAGGGAAUAUACCUUGCGCGGUCCAAGCUAUGGCAUAGAUAACUAGAAGUCUUUUCUGCAUUGUGAGGUGGAGUGAUCCGUUACUCUCGUCCAAACUAGACCGUGCAAAACACUCCUCGAGGUCGAGAGUGUGAGCAUUUUUCAUACCAGACGCGGCAACCGAUUGCGCUUUGUACGCUUCCACAGUCGAUCUGUGACAAGGUUGCGAGUUGGAUGGACACUGGGCUAAAAGGUGAGGAAAAAGGGCACGAGAAACCUCUAUUUUUAUGCUACGUUCCCAAUGAGCUGGCGUAUCAUCUACACGACUGAAUGAUUGUCCAAAAAUCUGACUUGUUCACGAACAAGAAAGAGUAACAUGAUUGAUAUGCAAAAACAACAAUGGAUAAUGACAUAGAUUCAGAAUAAUGGAGCAAUUAGUUACUGUACUAGUACACACCUUUUCCAAUUUUUCCGGGUUAUUGUGGCAAGCAGCUUUCUACCGCAGCAGUGCGAGCAGCUUUCCGCCGUUGUCGUGGCGAUUUUCCACUCGAGCUCGAUGGCGUUUUGACGCCAAAUAGCGGUCGCCACUCUAUCGCCAGUGCGUUGCGCGCAAGUGGCAAUGCUGCGAAGAUCCCUGUGGCACUACGACACGCAGAGCACCCAAGCUCUCGCAGGUAUGGCAACGGACAUGGGAUGAGCCUCAGCGCCGCAAUGGCAGCUGCGACCGGCGCUCCAGCCCUCGACGCCGAGCCAGCGGCGAACCGGGGGAAGCAACUGCCUGCCCAGAAGACAAGGAAGACGAAAGCGACACCGGUAACAAUUUCCUCGACACCUGUUGUAGUACUAUAGUAUAAGUCGGCUGUAAGGCUGGUGAUAACUUUUGAUCAUAUGGAAGAAUACGGGUCGAUAAUAUACUUACUAGGUCGACAACAUUUUCAGCAUUGAUGGGAUUAAAUUUUCGGUGGAGAACAUAAGAAGAUCAACCUCCCUCCAGAAAUCGGCGAAGGACAAGGCACCCGACAAAGAGGUUUUCGUGUACUGUGCUGCUUGCGCUUGUGAUGUGGCUCGAGUGCGGACGCGCCGCGUGACAAGAAAUGGAAAGCAACAGGCUAGGUGAUUUAAGUUUUUGUUCGUUGUGGGUCCUAGUUUUGUCUUGUUCCUUCAUCGUUGGAUUAAAGUCGUGGUAACCUCUUUUACCUCGUACACUCCGCCCACUUCACAGGUUAUAUCAGAUGGAGCACUUAGCAUGCAGCGCAGUGCCCGAUAUCAGCGAGCUCCCCAAGCCGGGAGACCUACGCCUUAAUUAUGACUUAUAAGCUUCGUUCGUCGAUAUAAUAGGGGAAAAAGUGAAGUAAACAUGUAAGCGCAACCGAAAGAAAUGCUAGUUCAACACGAUGUUGUAGUUAGUAGAGUUAUGCGCAGGCUCGAUCGCACGAGGUGCUAAUUCAACACGACUUAAUUAGAGUUACUUUUAUUGGGACGGGAGCGACAGACACAGAGUUAGUGUUUGUGUCUCGACUCCCUUACUUGACCUAGCUUUUUCGCACCUGCCAUAAGAAAGGCAUGCAGACUACCUGGAAAGUUGCUUGGCCGCAGGUACGAAAAUGGGCUGAGCAGGUAGCAGGGAUUCAUACAGACAAGGCAGAACACUGUGGCGGAAAGGUAAUUCCUAAGCACCUCUGAUUUGAGUGAUUCAAUUCCCUUUUCUUGAUUCUAGACGUAACCUCCAAGUACCUUCUAUCUUUGACUUUGACUUCGUUCUACCUCCUACGCUUGGUCAACUAACAUCGCCCGUAGUGGCAUUUGCGUUCUCUCUCCUGCCUCCAGGUUUCUGCUAUACAACGUCCGCCCAUCAUGAAGGAGUCGAAUGUGAAGAAACCGGGUGCCCAGAAGGCGGUGGAGAAUGAUCCGUCUGCCGGAAAACGAGUUGCCGAGAAUAAACCCAAGGUGAAAAAUUAGGGACUUCGAAUUUCUUGUAUGUCGUCAUGACUGAUCUCCGCCGAGCAGUUUUGGGGUAGUUUAUUGCCGAUUCUAGUGUACUUGGCAUUAUUUCUCUAAAAAAUACACGUUGUCGCGAAGGAGGCUAUGAAAAGCGAGGCCAUGAAGAAGGUAGCCAUGAAGAAGGAGGUCGUGAAAAAAGCGGUCAUGAAGAAACUGACCAUGAAGAAGGUAGCCAUGAAGAAGGAGGCUAUGAAAAGCGAGGCUAUGAAGAAGGUAGCCGUGAUGAAAGUGCAGGUGAGCAAGACAACGGCUAUGAAAAAAGCAGCUGCGACAUGAAAGUCACAUUGGUGAAUCUCGUUGCGCGAUUCCUAGCAUAGUGGACCAAAAAUUCUAAGAAAUACGUCGAAGAAAGAUCGUGUCUUGAAAAACUUAAUGAUUGAGGUCGGGAGUAUCGGAUAUCACUAAAUGUACAAGGAGAAGGAAGAGUGAUGAACACACUUUUAUCUGUUAGACGUUGGUGAACAUACAAUGUGAGCAUGUGGUUUAGAAAAACAUGAAAAUGAAUAUGGCAGCGGUUUUGUCAACCCGCAGUACGUAGGUCCGUCACGAUAGGACUGAUUGUUACCCACUAGCCAUGAAUAUAGAACUCAACGUUACCACAGCAUAAGUGACAGGGGAGGUAACGUUGAGUUCUAUAUUCAUGGGAGGUCGUUAUGUUGAUAUUAGAAUGUACACUAAUAAAUUUGUGGAUCUCGUCGACACACCAUAGCUACAGCGAGUCGCGGCAUGAUCAAGACUGACCAUACAAUCUACUUUUUAGGAUGUUCUUAAACUCAAAAAACUGAAACUUUGAAUAUCUUCUACGAUUAGGGCUUGGGAGUUGACAUCUCUAUGCGCGUCUCUAUGGCUAUCUCAAGUAGGAAAGCCAUAGAAAUGCGAGCUAGAGAUGCCAACUUUCAACCUCUAAGACGAAAGACGCAAUGUAAAUACUUAGCUCCUCUGUAAAUUAUACUUUUCCCGCGCAAUAGCUAACAAGAUCAUGUGACUGACUAAAAAGUAUUCGGACGUGUCGUAUGAUUUUGUGUCUUCAUCACGACUUUUGACGCAUUAAUCUACUGAAUUCCGAGGUUCCCAAUUUCUUGCUGUAGGAAAUUAGAAGAAUGCUGGUCUUAUCGUUAGGUGUUUGCUGUAUCAAGAUGAAGAUGUAGACGUGGAUUCGGUAUUUGUUCUUUCGUUCUUUCGGAUCAUUUCACCUGUUCUUUGGUAUGUAUUUAAUUGUAAUAGUAGAUGCUCGAAGUUUUGAGAUGAUGACGUCGGAUGUAAAAAUAUUGAUCAUGGUUGGAUGUUGGUGGUCCUCUAAUUUUUACGCGCAUAUAGCCACACCACGUGUUGUAUCUCUCCAAGUUCUUACGCAAGUCGGGUUGUAGUUGUUCGAUCGAUGCGAAUAAUUGCUGACGACGAGAGAAAAUUUCCACUCUGACUUUCGCAACUCCUGUAGUCUUAAGCUUGACAUCGUCGAGUUCUUGGGGUCGAUAGCCUUUGUGAG